AUCAAAUUUGGCAUCUGAAUCUUUUCUGGUGUGGGAAAUCAAAAAGGGAAGAAAGGAUGAAGAGUGUGAAAGGAAAGCUCUCGAGGAAGCUUAAAUCAAUCAAACCAGUUGGUUACCUAAAGCCAGAUCGGGUUCUUCAAGCAUUAGCCAUAGAUGGGUUUACCGAUUCUUUCUCCAAGGCACCGAUUCCCGAUGAACAAGAUGAACAACCCAAGUUGUUCACCAAAGCAUCGGAAUCAGAGCAUGAAAACAUCAAAGUGAGCUCUGUAAGAUUCGUCGAGAAUCAGCCUGAAGUCAUUGCUGUAACAGAGCUAAUGAAAGAUCUUGAAUCCGACGACGAUGAAGAAGAAGAACUGGGUUUGAAUGAAGAGAUUGACGAUAAAGAGAAUAUUACGCCACAUGUUGAGAAAGAGAAUGCGAAUAUGAAUUGUAGGCAAAGUACUUGCGCCCCGUUAUCGGAGAUCGAUGUGUCGUGUUUUCGGAAGCCGGAUUUGAAUUCUUGUACCCUCUUUGACCCUAACCUUCUGGUUGUCUUUGAACAAGCUGUGAAGGAGCACAUGAAGAUGAAUGAAGAAGAGAGGAGAGCAUGGAUCGAGCAGGAUAAUGUACUCGAGAAGAAGACAAGAACCCUGGAAGACAGUGAUGAAAACAGCAGAAAAGGAAUGGAGAAAAAGGCAAGAAUCCAUGACGAGGAUGCAAAUGGCGAUCCUCUAUUAGGAUUCGAAGAGAAGUGUCCGGCCGGAGUCGACGGGUCCGUCAUCCUUUACACGACAACUCUGAAAGGAAUACGAAAGACCUUCGAGGACUGCAACAGCUUGCGGUUCCUGUUGGAGAGUUUCCGAGUGAUAUUCUACGAAAGGGACGUAUCGAUGCACACGGAAUACAGGGAAGAAUUAUGGAGGAUUUUGGGUGGAAGGGUGAUGCCCCCGAGGCUGUUCAUUAAAGGUAGAUACAUCGGCGGAGCCGAUGAAGUUCUUACCUUGCAUGAGCAAGGGAAGUUGAAGAUGCUCUUCAAUGGCGUCCCUAUGGAUACUUGUAAUGGCGCUUGUGAAGGUUGUGGCGGUGUUCGGUUUGUGCUUUGUUUCGUCUGCAAUGGCAGUCAUAAGAUCAUUUCCGAUGACGGGUUGUCCAGUAAAUGCAUGCAGUGCAAUGAGAAUGGCCUCAUUGUUUGCCCUCUUUGCUCUUGAUUUCUGUUUCGUUUCUUUUUUGGGGUUCUACUUCUUGCUGUGUGUUAUUUGUAAAACAUUGCUUCUCCCAUUCCUUAAU
Hibiscus syriacus is the source of this 1266-nucleotide messenger RNA. RefSeq lists its product as uncharacterized. Lineage: Eukaryota; Viridiplantae; Streptophyta; Magnoliopsida; Malvales; Malvaceae. The record is from RefSeq and is a predicted model, not a curated record. Bases 57 to 1187 code for a protein of 376 amino acids. The transcript has a single exon.